Penicillium roqueforti is the source of this 525-nucleotide messenger RNA. Its product is annotated as YbhB/YbcL family Raf kinase inhibitor-like protein. The transcript has 2 exons. The record is from RefSeq and is a predicted model, not a curated record. Bases 1 to 525 code for a protein of 174 amino acids. Lineage: Eukaryota; Fungi; Ascomycota; Eurotiomycetes; Eurotiales; Aspergillaceae. Gene Ontology annotation, molecular function: phospholipid binding; peptidase inhibitor activity. Gene Ontology annotation, biological process: regulation of proteolysis; regulation of Ras protein signal transduction.
AUGCCUUCGGAUAACCACAUCAAAGCAGCCUUGUCUCUCAUCGAGGACAAGUCCAAGAUCCUUGGCUUGACCAUCGGCAACUAUGAGAACGUGCAACCUGGAACAUACCUACCCCGCAAAGCAUGUCAAGAGCCCCCGAAGCUCUCCUUCACUGGCACCAACCCUAACAGCACCUACAUGAUCGUGAGCAUGGACAUCGAUGCCCCCUUCCCUGGCUUCGGAGUCCUGGGUCCCAUACUUCACUGGAUCCAGUCCGAUGUCAAAGCCACCAGCGAGGGUGUGCUGGAGUACGAAGCGCCCUUCGUCGCCAACUACAUCGGCCCUGCUCCCCCUCCAAUGAGCUCGCCCCAUCGGUACACCUUCUUCCUGUACGAACAGCCUGCAGACUUUGAUCUCACGGCCCAUGCACCUGCUGGUGGUAAGAAGCUUGGCAACUACAAUCGUAUGUGGUACGAUCUUGAUGCUUGGGCAGAGAAGAUCAAGCUUGGUCCUCUUGUGGCUUUCAACUAUUUUACCAGCAACUAG